CUAUUUUUAAUAAUAAUGGUCUGGGUUUCUUACUCAGGUUCUGCUGUGGACUGGUGGGCUCUUGGAGUUUGCCUGUUUGAGUUUCUAACUGGAAUUCCCCCUUUUAAUGAUGAAACACCAGCACAAGUCUUCCAGAAUAUUUUGAAAAGAGAUAUUCCCUGGCCAGAGGGUGAAGAAAAGCUGUCUGACAAUGCCCAAAAUGCAAUAGAUAUUCUUCUAACCUUUGACAGUGCUAAGAGAGCUGGACUGAAGGAACUGAAGCAUCACCCCCUCUUUGAUGGUGUAGACUGGGAUAAUCUACAGAAUCAGCCUAUGCCUUUCAUACCACAGCCAGAUGAUGAAACUGAUACCUCUUACUUUGAAGCAAGGAAUAAUGCGCAGCACCUGACUGUGUCUGGAUUUAGCCUAUAGCAUCAAGAUGAACUCUCCAUGUUUUUUUGCACAGCUGCAGGUUGUUCUACAACACUAAUAAGAUUCUUUGCCAGAUUUAACAUGUUUUAAGUUCCCAGUCUGCUUUUAUUAUUGCAUCCUUUACUGUGAGGUGAAACUACUGUAUGAAAUUUAGCUGCGUUCAUGCUACUCUUAUUUCACGUACUGCACCUUACUGGAGCCAGUGUGUUGUAUUUCUUAAAGGAGGUAACACUUGCCAUGGCAAAAAAUAAAAGCAAAAAAAAACAGGUCUUAGUAUCAAUGAGCAAAUUGAGCUAGGAUGUUGGAAGUUAGUUAUUUUAUAGUUAAACAUAAUAGGGAAAGGGUGAAAGUCCAUGCUCGCUGUACAUAGAGGUGGUUCAGUGUACUGAUUGUCUUGUUUCAGAAUAAUCCUUUCUGACCAUUGUGCAAAACUGAUGUUUCCAUUCACAGUGGAAAACAGAAAUCUUAAUGCAGCAUUAAAACAAUGUAAUGCUGUUCAUCUUAAGGUUUAAGACAGUGGUUUCCCAAAUUAACUCGGCUGUGUAUGGCCUGUUAAUGUAGGAAAGAUUGACCGUAAUUCUGGUAGACCAUUGGUGCAGGGAUGUAUACUUGGAUCAGUUCUGCUAGACAUGUGGUGUUUGAAUUGUUGCAUUGGAAGCACUCACAGUGUGAGGAGACCAACCAGGUGCCUGCAUCAUAGUGGUUACUGCUUCUAAAUAGAAAAUGUUGGGUGUUUGUGCUCAGCCAUGUCGGAUUUCAACGGUAAAACUUUCAGUGGUAGAAAGUAGAAUACACCUGAGUGCUGGCUAAUGCAGGAGGUAUUAUAUGCACUGAAACUGCUAUGUACUAAAAACUACAAUGUAUUGCAAAGAAACAGUUGUUUUGUAAAUUCACAGCCAGAUUUUAGAGUUUGGAAUUUGUUACAAAUGUAAUUCAGUAUUACGUGUUCUAAUUAUGGGGAAAGUAUAUUUAAAUGUAUUUUAAAACUGCAAGACAGCUUGCAUUUGCUAGAUCUUAAAGGUUUACUUGUGGGUAAUUGUUUAAAUUAUCUUUUUUAGUAUUUUUUUCUUGCAUAGCUAUGAUAUCCUCAGCCAACUUGCUGCAGAUUUUUAUUUCAGGUUUGUGCUGAGCUAAAUGUCACUUGUGCUAGACAGUGGCGCCAGCUAGUGGCCAUAUCCUGAAGCUGAGCACUUUGCUGAUGGGUCAUGCUAAGGAACUAAGCUGUCCCUUCACUGCCCUGCUCCCAUGUCCCAGGCAUGAGUCUUAGCAAUGCAGUUCUGAGAGAACACUUUGCUAAGCCUUGUGCUUUCCUUCCAGGUAGCUUAGAAAAGGUAUGCUAGGAGGAAGGAAGGUUCUGAAAGGACAGAAGGGCUGAUUCUUACUAACUCAGAACAUCUGUCCCUGUUAGAGCUGGUACAUUUCAUAGUGGAAUAGAAUCUUGGGAAGCUGCAAGAUACGCAGUGACUCUCAUUCUGUUUGCCACAGACUUCAGUUUCUGAAGACUUCUAAACUGUUGAUUGUUAUGGAAAGCAAUGUUACAUGAGCAGUGUGCAAGGAAUUAAAUGUGAUGUUAUUGAAUUCAGUUCCAUAGACAACAUUAUUUGAGCAUGAUCAGAAGUUCUUUACCAUACUAAUUCAAUAAAAAUGCAAAUUUUUACUCUGUGCACUUUGGAAAAUGAAAUUAAAACAAAAAACACUCACUAUACAAUUCUUUUUUCUUUUUUUGCACUCUUGUUUAAGAGAACUGAUCUUACAAGAAUGAAUAUCAGUUUCAUGCUAAGAAAGCUAUUCUAUAAAAGUGUGUUCAGAAAUGAUGCAAAUAAAACACUGCAGCUGUUGUGUACAGUA
Meleagris gallopavo (turkey) is the source of this 2259-nucleotide messenger RNA. The record is from RefSeq and is a predicted model, not a curated record. Lineage: Eukaryota; Metazoa; Chordata; Aves; Galliformes; Phasianidae.